AUGGAGGGGCUUUGGGUGCUCGGUGUCCUGCUGCUCUCCUGCCUGCUGCUGCCAUCACCCGCGGGGAGCCAGACCAGCCCCAGCCCCGACAGGCGUCUGCAGAUGGACCCUGAGGAGGCACCAUCCCAGCACCACGCUGCCAGGGCCAUGUGGGAGCAGAAGGCCGGCGGUGCCCAGGAGAGGCUGCCUCCGCGGCCCCGCUGCGUCCGCUGCUGCGAGCCACCUGACCAGCGCUUCUCCUACCCCCAGUACCAGCCCCUGCCUCAGAUCAACAUGACCAUCCUGAAAGGAGAGAAGGGUGACCGUGGCGAGCGAGGCAUGCAGGGCAAGUUCGGCAAAACAGGGGUGGCCGGCAGCAGGGGCCACACGGGGCCCAAGGGACAGAAGGGCAGCGUGGGUGCCCCAGGGGAGCGCUGCAAGAGCCACUAUGCUGCCUUCUCGGUGGGCCGCAAGAAACCCCUGCACAGCAACGACUACUACCAGACCCUCAUCUUUGAUACGGAGUUUGUCAACCUCUACGACCACUUCAGCAUGUUCACAGGCAAGUUUUACUGCUAUGUCCCUGGCAUCUACUACUUCAGCCUCAACGUGCACACCUGGAACCAGAAGGAGACGUACCUGCACAUCAUGCACAACGGGGCAGAGGUGGUGAUCCUCUACGCCCAGGUGAGUGACCGCAGCAUCAUGCAGAGCCAGAGCAUCAUGCUGGAGCUGCGGGAGCAGGACGAGGUCUGGGUGCGGCUCUACAAGGGCGAGCGUGAGAACGCAGUCUUCAGUGAUGAGUAUGACACUUACAUCACCUUCAGCGGCCACCUCAUCAAGUACAGCGGGGACCCCUGA
Nipponia nippon (crested ibis) is the source of this 840-nucleotide messenger RNA. RefSeq names its product C1q and TNF related 1 (gene C1QTNF1). Lineage: Eukaryota; Metazoa; Chordata; Aves; Pelecaniformes; Threskiornithidae. The record is from RefSeq and is a predicted model, not a curated record. Gene Ontology annotation, molecular function: protein binding.